Meleagris gallopavo (turkey) is the source of this 1340-nucleotide messenger RNA. RefSeq names its product 5'-nucleotidase, cytosolic IIIA (gene NT5C3A). The record is from RefSeq and is a predicted model, not a curated record. Gene Ontology annotation, molecular function: magnesium ion binding; 5'-nucleotidase activity. Lineage: Eukaryota; Metazoa; Chordata; Aves; Galliformes; Phasianidae. Gene Ontology annotation, cellular component: cytoplasm.
GGACCCUGGGGUUUUGCACGGGGAUUAGUCAGGCUGGAUUUGGAAACGCCCUCAACUGCACCUUGCGCUGCUAUAUUAGUGCUUCUCAAGCAAGAGGAAUUUUCUUUUGCUUCUGCAGCUGCUCCUGCAAAACCCUCCGCCUGUAUGCAAGCCCUGCGUCUCUGGACUCUGCUUGCCACCUAUGCAGUUGCAGUAGGACAAAAUCAAGGACAGAAGAAUCAGGAGUGCCCUAAGCUCAACGCACAGAUGCCAGAAUUUCAGAAGAAGACUGUCCACAUUAAGGACCCAGGGAGAGUAGAAGAGAUUAUUUGUGGCCUCAUCAAAGGAGGAGCUGCUAAACUUCAGAUUAUUACAGAUUUUGAUAUGACAUUAAGUAGAUUUUCCUACAAUGGAAAAAGAUGUCCAACUUGUCAUAACAUCAUUGAUAACUCUAAGCUCAUCACAGAGGAAUGCCGGAAAAAGUUAUUGCAGCUGAAAGAAACAUAUUAUGCUAUUGAAAUUGACCCAGCUCUCACUAUUGAAGAAAAAUAUCCAUUUAUGGUAGAAUGGUACAAUAAAUCUCAUGCACUACUCAUUGAACAGGGCUUACAAAAGGAUAAGUUUGCAGAAGUUGUGAGAGAAUCUGAUGUUAUGCUGAAGGAAGGAUACGAGAACUUCUUUGAUAAGCUCAGUGAACAUAAUAUUCCUGUGUUCAUAUUUUCUGCUGGGAUCGGAGAUAUUCUUGAGGAAGUUAUCCACCAGGCUGGAGUCUACCAUUCUAAUGUCAAAGUUGUUUCCAAUUUCAUGGAUUUUGAUGAAAAUGGAAUAUUAAAAGGAUUUAAAGGAGAACUGAUUCAUGUUUACAACAAACAUGAUGGUGCCUUGAAGAAUACUGAGUAUUUUAAACAACUGAAAGACAACAGUAAUAUCAUACUGCUGGGUGAUUCCCAAGGAGACUUGAGUAUGGCAGAUGGAGUAGCAAACGUUGAGCACAUUCUUAAGAUUGGUUAUCUCAAUGAUAAAGUAGAUGAACUUUUGGAAAAAUACAUGGACUCUUACGAUAUUGUCUUGGUGAAAGAUGAAUCCCUGGAAGUUGCCAACUCCAUCCUACAGAAAAUCCUGUAAAUUGCAGUCUCAACUCACUGCAUUCUUUCCAGAAGGCAACUGAAUAGAAGAGCACACGUGUGCCACCUUAAGUGUAUCUGUUAUUCAUUGACAGAACUGUUUAAUUUAAAACUUUUAUCCUCAUUUUGGUAUUUGGAAGUAUAUAUGGUACCCAUUGUCAACUAGAAGCUCCUUUUAUUGCUGUUAUGCUGUUCUUUAUUGUCUCACACUCCUAUUAAAACUAGAUUUAAAUUGGA